AGUCACAUUAUACUAAGAUAAUAAUUCUCAGAACGAUAUUGAAUUAUUUUACGUAUUUUUAUUGUGUUUUAUAGCGCUGCGUCAUCACGUGACCUGCGCUUUGCGCCUGUCAAUAUUUUGGUGACGUCAGAUCUUAAAAUAUAAAAUAUGCUACGUUUAAAUACUAUUUUAUUAGCAUUACACAAUACGAAUGUAUUAUUAAAAAUAGAUUAUGAAAGUGUUUAUUUAUAACGUGCAUGGCUUUCGUGUCACCAAAUUGUAUUUAACUUCCGGUCACAUGUCCAAAACGCCUGAAACGUGACAUGCUAACCAGCCAUUAUUGAUCAUACAAAUAUAAUACCAUAAAAUGAUAUUCGGUGUCAUUCAUUCAUCGCAUUUCUUGUACAUCUUAUAGCAGACGAUUUGAAUUCAGUCGUGUUUGUGUGAAAUGAUGGACAAAGACAAGCGUGGCGACAAUCUUGACCAUAGCAAUUGGAUGGAGAUGCACCAGUUCAUUGGGGACCUCCUGAUGUCAUCUGGGAGCUCCGCGAAGGAGCAGCCCGACAUCAUGAACGUGUGGAGCAUGUUAGGAGGAGACACGCUCAAACAAGCCCGAUCGAUGCACGACAAGACCGAGGCGGCGCUGAGGAAAAACACAACAAAAGACCACACGCGCCAUGUCUGUACCUGCCCCGGCUGCCCGUACUCCUCUCCCAGACAAGCCUCGUCCUCGCUUCCACAUUCUUUGGAGGCUCCAAAAGAGCCAAAUGCAUCCUCCACCAGCACCAGUGAUCCUCUCCCACCUGACAGUUGCCCUGGACCUGGGGGUCCAUCUGAGAGCAGGCCCAACCCUGAAACUCUUCCCUCCGAACAGUCUUCUUUGAACCAGUUCUCGUCCAUGUUCCCUUGCUCUCCCUUCUGUCACACGCACCACCACUUCCACCACCACCACUGCCCUAUCAGCACGUGCCUGCCGUACCCGCAACCUUCCUUUUCCUGCCUGGCGUCUUUGCAGUCCUGCCUGCAUCAACGCAGGCCCGAGGAGCGCGGCCGCCCGUCGACGGCUCCAUUGUCGCACCCCUGCAUGCACUGCUCGGCGUCCUUCUCCAGACCCUCGCAGCUGCUGCAGCAUCAGCGGGCCGAGCACGCCCAAAAGGCCUCCGGCUUCCUGUGCACACAGUGCGGUCGGACCUUUAAUUCGCACAGCAACCUGCGCAUACACCUCCAUGUGCAUACCGGCGCCCGGCCGUACGCCUGCUCUGAAUGCGGCAAGGCAUUCAGUCAGUCGGGCGCGCUCAAGAUCCACAGGCGGAUCCACACAGGCGAAAGACCGUACUCUUGCGACUUCUGUGGGAGGGGCUUCCCCCAUCUGGCGGGGGUCCGAGCCCAUCAGAGGAUCCACACCGGGGAAAAACCUUAUCGCUGCAGCCAGUGCGGCAAGUGCUUCACCCAAUCCGGAGCCCUCAAGAUUCACAUCCGCAUUCACACCGGCGAGCGGCCGUUCGUCUGUAACAUCUGCGGAAAGGCCUUCUCCAACCGCUCCGGCAUCCGCUUCCACAAUCAAACGGUCCACGGUCUAGACCCGGAACUGGCGGGGCCCACCAGGGUGGCGCUCGGGCGUCCUCGUGCUUAUCCGCCUGCUAAUCUGAACACGCCUCAAAGCCCUGACGGCAACACUUCAUCGCAGACCCCGAGUCAGCCUGGAUUGACGGUGCCCGGUGGGAACGCCGGCAAGUGUCCGACAGAGGGAGAGAGCGGCAAGUGUCCGACAGAGGGAGAAAGCGCACGGCUCAGUUACGAGUGUGAGGACUGCGGCCUGCGUUUCAAAGAUGCGCCUUCACGGAACACACACCAAACUCUGGCGCACUAUUCUGUGGAGGAGGAGGAGGCUCUCAAAGAUGGAAGCACAAAUGAACGUGUCACCCAUGACAGUGGGGAAUAGGUUUUGCUUUUGAGGUAUGACACACUAAAUGGCUGCCAAAAUAUAUUUGUUACAAAACACAAAUUACCGUAUUAUUGCUUGACCUUCCACAGUAGAAUACAUCAUUAUAUGUUGUAACAACAAUUAGAAUUUGAACUCAAAUGCCAGUGAAAUUAAUGGAAAGGAAAUUCUACUAUAAAGUGUGGUAGUAGUACUCGGGCUCCCUCUAGUGGUCCUCAAAAGUCAUUGAAUUAAUUUUUCAAACUGCAUAAUGUUGCGGUGGCUUCAACAUUGCAAAAUCCAGUUCAGUGAAUUUAUUAAAUGCUUUUGAAGUCGUAUACAACCUUUCAAUAUAACGAUUUGCAUUUAUUCAUUUUUAAAUGUUUUGUCUUUAUUGGCGUAUAUUGGUCAAAUCGUUUUUAAUUUAUGUGGAAUAUUUUUACAUCAGUUUAUCCUAAAGUGCUUUUUAAUUCAUUUAUUUGUUUAGAAUUGUGCCUUACAAAUAAAAUGUUAGUCUGCAAACGACACUACAAUGACCUUCAGUAAUGGCACUUUCUGUUCAACCCUUAUAUAUAAUACAAAAUAGGGAAAACAGGCUGUAAUAAAAAAAUGUAUUACUAAUUUAAUGUUAGUAUAAAUCUCUUAAUACCACUGUCACGCCCAAAAAGGGAUUCAGUACACUGUAUAAAAAAAUCCAGUGUUCCUGGGUGGGAGAGUUUUGUGCACUUGUUAAAAACGUUGAAAAAAAGUUGUUUCACAAUUUGUUGUUUUCCAUAAGCAUUUUCAACGUAGAGUUUGAACGUGUCCAUUGUGCCUCUUGCGUCGUAAAAUCUUUUAUUAUAAGCAUGUUUAGCAUGUUGCACUUAGCACUAUUUAUUAGGCAACCGUCCAGUACAUCUCUUUAAUAUUUAUGGCUCACUAGAGCCACCUAGUGGUGCCAUACAGUAAAUGGCCACCACGCCAUUCCCAGUGCAUCUCUGUUGGAAGAAAAGGUGACUGUAAAUACAAAACUAUUCCCAUGUAAUUUCUGAAAGUGCAGCUUUUUUUAUCAAUAAUAAAAAACGUGAUACUGAAGGAG
Syngnathus acus (greater pipefish) is the source of this 2978-nucleotide messenger RNA. RefSeq lists its product as uncharacterized. Gene Ontology annotation, biological process: regulation of transcription by RNA polymerase II. Gene Ontology annotation, molecular function: RNA polymerase II cis-regulatory region sequence-specific DNA binding; DNA-binding transcription factor activity. The coding region runs from base 431 to 1921 and encodes 496 amino acids. The transcript is spliced from 3 exons. NCBI's taxonomy places the organism in Eukaryota, Metazoa, Chordata, Actinopteri, Syngnathiformes, Syngnathidae. The record is from RefSeq and is a predicted model, not a curated record.